Molecule: messenger RNA, 5079 nt
Organism: Melozone crissalis (California towhee)
Lineage: Eukaryota; Metazoa; Chordata; Aves; Passeriformes; Passerellidae
Gene: MAML1
Product: mastermind like transcriptional coactivator 1
Exons: 5
Coding region: 11-3148 (1045 amino acids)
Biological process (GO): Notch signaling pathway; positive regulation of transcription of Notch receptor target
Cellular component (GO): nuclear speck; nucleoplasm
Molecular function (GO): transcription coactivator activity
Source: RefSeq, a predicted model, not a curated record
CGCCCGGCCCAUGGUGCUGCCCCCCUGCCCCAUGGCGGAGUUCGUGGUGCCGCGGCACAGCGCGGUGAUGGAACGGCUCCGCCGGCGCAUCGAGCUCUGCCGGCGGCACCACAGCGCCUGCGAGUCCCGCUACCAGGCCGUGUCCCCGGAGCGCCUGGAGCUGGAGCGCCAGCAAACCUUCGCCCUGCACCAGCGCUGCCUGCAGGCCAAGGCCAAGCGGGCCGGCAAACACCGGCAGCCGCCCCCGGCGCCGCCGCCGCCCGCGCCCCCUCCGCCCGCCGCCGCCGCGGGGAGCGCCGAGAGGAGCGGAGCCAACGGGCUGGACGGCGAGGCGGCGAGCGGGGAGCAGCAGCACGGCCGCAGCAGCGCCCUGAUCGCGCAGCUCCAUGAGACUGUGAAAAGAAAGCUUGAUAGUGCUGCUUCCCCUCAGAAUGGAGACCAGCAGAAUGGCUUUGGUGAUGUGUUCUCUGUGUCCAAGAAACUGCGUCGUGAGGAUGGUCUGGGAGUGAGUGGUUCUUCCAAUGGAAUGCCCCCUGUGUCUCCACUCCAUCAUCUGGACAAGAAAUCUGGUACUGGUGAUACCUUACAACUUAAUGGGAAGCAUCCAAUGGGGCUCGAUGGCAUCAGCAAGAAGUGUCUUCCAGAUUCCAGCCUGCAGCUGAAUGGAGGUGGUGAUGCUGAUGAUUCAUUUCCUCUGAGUUUGAACAAAGAGCUGAAGCAGGAGCCUGUAGAUGAGCUUCCCUGUAUGAAUCCUGUAGCAGGGGGUUCUAUAUCUCAGAAUAACCUGAUGCCUGAUCUUAACCUAAAUGAGCAAGAAUGGAAGGAACUUAUUGAGGAGCUCAAUAGAUCAGUGCCCGAUGAAGACAUGAAGGAUCUCUUUAAUGAUGACUUUGAAGACAAAAAAGAUGCAGAUUCUUCAAAUUCAGCUGCACAGACUCCAUUACCACAAGAUAUUAACAUAAAGACUGAGUUUUCCCCAGCACCCUUUGAACAAGAGCAGCUGGGAUCUCCCCAGGUUAGACCAACUUCUUCAGGUUCAGCAUUUAUUGGUGCUGCUUCUGUACCUGUAAGUGCCGCUUCUACAACGGUUGUUACUUCUCAGGCUAUGUUCCAGCCUUCCAGUCAGUCAAUGACUGAAAAUCCUAAUCAGCCCAUGAUGCAGGCAUCAAACCACUCUCAGAACAUCCAGAGGCCUGUAUUGUUACCUGGGAAGUGUGCAGGAAGUGCCAAAGAAAUGUCUUCUGCUCAUCAACUUCAGCAGAUUGCAGCCAAGCAGAAGAGAGAUCAGAUGUUGCAGAACCAGCAACAAGCUUCACAGGUCCACCAAGCAAAUCAGAUGUCAACGUGGCAACAGCCUGGGCCUUCCCAUAGUCCACUGGCUGUCCCAUAUACCAUGGAAAAUCCUACUAGCCCGUCGGUUUAUCAGCCAGACUUCAACAAUCAGAAACUCAUGAUGCCUAGUUUGGGAAAUAAGAGCUCACCAAGAGCUGGAGGCAAUUAUCAUGUGAACAUUUUGGGCCAUCAGCAAAACAGCUUGAACCAGAACCCUGUGAACAGUCAAAGCUCUAUGCUGGACUAUGGGAACACCAAACCUCUUUCCCAUUACAAAGCAGAGUGUGAGCAGGGGGUGGCAGUGCCUGGGCAGAACAAGGCUCCCAUGCUGGCAUACAUCCAGCAGCGCCAGCAGCCACCACUGUCCCAUGUAGGUGACGACCAAAAUGGGAUGAUCCUGCUGAAACCCAAGCCUGGAAACAUGGCCUACCGACUGCCACAUGGUCAGGAUCAGAACCCUGCUCCUGCUGUUCCUCGUGUUCCUGUUUCUGUCCCGGGCCCUGGGGUGGGUGCCCAGGCUCCAAAUGUCACCAUGGCAGGUAACCACAGCAGCUCAGCUUAUCAGCAGCAAGCAGCAGUGAUGAAGCAACACCAAAUGCUGAUGGACCAGCAGAAGCAGAGAGAGCAGCAACAGAAGCAUCUGCUCAUGGAGCAGCAGAAGCAGCAAUUCCUGAUGGAACAGAGGCAGCAGCAUUUGCUGGCAGAACAGGAGAAGCAGCGGCAGCAGCAGGAGCAGCAGCUGCAGCGGCACCUGACGCGGCCCCCGCCCCAGUACCAGGAUCAGGCACAGAACCCCUACCAGCAGCAGGUUGGACAGUUCACAGGGUCAUCUUCAGCCAUGCCUGGGGUCAGUAAUUUGGGACAGUCCAGCUCCGGCAGCCCUCGGCUGUUUCCUCAGAGCCAGAACAUGAUUCAGAUGGGACCUGGACACGCUCCUGUUGCUCCACUGCAGUCGGGCUCCAGCCAGCAGGAGCGGGGGGUGUCUCAGUACCCCGGCAUGCAGAACAUGCAGCGUGGGGGGUUGUACAACCUGGCACCUGGCAUGAGCCAGAUGGUUCCCCAGCACACGGCCCCGAGUGCCAACGGACAGACCCCCAUGCAGAGACAGGGCAGCUUGGGCCAGGGCGCUGCCGUUCCCGCUGCCUACGGGCAGAACACCUUACCAAACUCAAAUAUUUCUCAGCAGCACAAUAAAGGUGCACUGAAUGCUACCUUAUCUAAGCCACAGAUGGCAAGAGUACCAGCUGCUAUGGGGGCUCAAAAUCCAUCUUGGCAACACCAAGGUAUCCCUAAUAUUAACAACCAGACACAAGCAAACAGUGGCUUAGGACCAUUUACUGCCAACUCCUCUUUCCACAUGCAGCAGACACAUCUAAAGAUGUCCAACCAGCAGUUUGCCCAGGGAAUGCCUCAGGUAAGCCUAAGCACCAGCAGGCCCAUGACCUCGAUGAACGCUGCCGUCUCUGGGCAGAUGCUGUCGUCCUCUUUGGGAGCGCAGCCGCGGACAAAUGCGCCCGCGCAGCAGCAGGUACCCUCACAGCAAGUCCUGCCUGGCAUCAACCAGACUGUUCCAGACCUGAAUGCUUUCAACCAGAACCCAAAUCAGCAAAUUCCCAACAGAGGAAACCUGCACUGUAGCCAAGGGUACCCUGUGAGGACGACCAGUCAGGAGCUGCCUUUCGCCUACAGCGGCCAGUCAGGCAAUAAUGGACUUCAGAACUUAACUGGUGACACAGAUCUGAUAGACUCUUUGCUGAAAAACAGGACUUCAGAGGAGUGGAUGAACGAUUUGGAUGAGUUGUUAGGAACUCAUUAAAAUGGGGCCGGGGGCGGGGGUUCAACUUUUUUUUUAAUUAUUUCAUGAGAUAUAAACAACUCUUGGACCAAAAAACCUGUGGCAUUGAGGAGACUUGCAGGCAUUAGAGGUAAAUGGUUGGGAAAAAGACUGGAGCUGCUUCUCACUGAGCAUUGACUCGUGGUCACGGCGCACCAAGCAGGUCUGCAGGAGGAGUGCGCUUUGGCCGCGGUCUCUGAGGAGUCGCACACUUGAACAGGUCAAAAAAUGCUGUGUCCUGGCCAGCCUUCCAGAAAUCUCACUUGCAGUGUUCUAAAACUAAAUAUAUUAAUUAUUUAAAAACAAAACAAAAAUUCCACAGAACUAGUGCAGAAAGAACGCAAAUAGUUGCACAAAUUGUGUGUAGGGCUUAGUCUGCAGCUAUUACUUGCAAUAAUUAUUUGUUCAUAGCUUGACAUGCUGUUAUAGUACUGUCCAUCAAACUUCUGAUUUUUGUUUGAGAAGAGGCUGUAUGCACCUGAGUAUGCUUGCAAAAUGUUUGGAAUUGUUUCUUUUCCCCAUUGCUGAAGCAUGUGCCUGUACUCUCAGUAAGCAAGUGAUACUUCACAGUAAAUAUUUCUAGAUGCUGGUAAUAGAUGAGAAAAAGUAUUAAAACCUGGCCAGUUAGUCUAGAUAGUCAUCUUCAUAGAUUGUAGUCUUUUAAGCUGCAGUUUGCACUCUGUUGUAGAGAGGCACAGUUCUUGGCUUGUACCUUGCUGUGUUUAAAGGGGGAAUUUCUUAUGGGAGAACUUUUAAACUAUAGUAGGUUUAACAUGAAUUGUAAAGCCAUUUACUUUGCACCUGUUUCUUCAUAACUUAUUUCCAAAGGUAGUUGUAUUUAAAUGAAGGCUUUGCUUCAUGACAGCUCAUCUAGUUUUCUUUGUUGUAAAAAGUAAAACUAACCUUUGAGAACAGUUCAUCCCCCGGAAUUCGCAAUGAGCACAAGACUUUGUCACUUCAGGAUAAAAAUGAGGAAAAAAGAAGUUGGUUGGGAGGUGGAAAGUCCUUAUUAGCAAUAAUAGCACAGGCAGCCUGGGAGAAUACUUGUGUCAGGGCUGCUCCAAUGUGGAAGUCUCCCCCUUUAAAUGCUUUGUUUUUUUUAAUACUGGCUUACAAGUUUGAUAAUCUUUCUAUAGACUGGUGGAUUUACUAUUUUAAUAUCCCUUGAAGCAGAUGCUGUUCUUCAGCUCAGCCCAAGGAGACCUCUUAUCCAUAUGUUGGGGUUGGUCCCAGAAAGGACAAAAACCACAAUGGGAACAGUCAAUGUUCCAAAGUCCUUACUCUCUACCAAAAAAAUCUUUUAUCCACCAACAAACCACCUUGCCUUAACGUUUAUUUUAAAAUGAAAAUAAAGUUGAAAGCUUUUGUUUUAAAUGCACAAAUACCUCUUCCCUUUCUAAAUCCAGUUUCUUGGAAAACUCCUCUAAACUUUCUAACCAAACCCAGCAUUGUGAUUUAAAAGCAAUUUCCUUCAACACAGACUGGCUUCACCAGGAGUUUUCUGCAUUGCAGAAUUGUGAGAGAGGGUUUUUUCCAGAGGGGGUGAAGGGAAGGUAAAGAUAUCAUUGGUUUCAAAGAAGGAAAAUAUUUUACUGUAUCUGCAGCUCCUUUAUGAGACAAUUUGCACUUUUGAAAACUGCUUUUUUAACACUAAUACUUUAACCCUUUCCAAAUAUGCAUGGAACAUGGUUUGUCCAGCACACUUAGCUAGUGUGGAUGAAUUCCACUCUGUUGAUCAGAUUUGCUAUUUUAUCAUGUUGAACUGUUGAUGAAAGAUGUACAUUGAUCAGUGGAUCCCACCUUUGAACAGUGAAUAAAACUUCACUGAAGCAGGCUUAAUCCCUCAUAGAGCUUUUGAAAAGAUAACAGAAAGAUUGUCUUUGGAUGGGAAGAUAAAGAUGUUGGUGACUGUG